AUGCAUUCACUAAUUUGUAAGGCUAAAAUAUUCUACAGUCAAGGCGUAGAAGGUAAAAACUGCACUUCGGGCUGUAAAAUAUUCUACAGUCAAGGCAUAGAAGAAAGGGGGAAAGGAAAGCAAGAGAGAGAGAGAGAGUUCAAUAAAUCUACCUUGAUUCUUCUGUGGGGUUUGUUAGGACGGACGGGUGGCGCGGCGGCGGCAGCAGUUGACGAGGAAGCGGCGGAGGAGGAGCUGGAUGCAAGGUCUGACGUAAAGAUGCCGAACCCAAGAAAGAGAAGAAAAAGGAGAAGAAUGGUGACAAUAAGCUGGAUCCAUAUGAGCCAUGGAACUUUGAAGCUUUCUAUGAUGAAUUCAUCCCCAAACUCCGGCAUUGCUUUCCUGCACCGCCUAUGUUUUAUGUAA
Striga asiatica is the source of this 405-nucleotide messenger RNA. Lineage: Eukaryota; Viridiplantae; Streptophyta; Magnoliopsida; Lamiales; Orobanchaceae. The record is from the annotation of a GenBank genome assembly.